Molecule: messenger RNA, 1292 nt
Organism: Tripterygium wilfordii
Lineage: Eukaryota; Viridiplantae; Streptophyta; Magnoliopsida; Celastrales; Celastraceae
Product: riboflavin synthase
Exons: 1
Coding region: 280-1149 (289 amino acids)
Biological process (GO): riboflavin biosynthetic process
Molecular function (GO): riboflavin synthase activity
Source: RefSeq, a predicted model, not a curated record
AGGUUGAGGUGCAAAUAAUGUCCAUCACAUCAUUUGUUUAUUUGCCUCGCCGCUGGGCAUCUUUUCUUUAAUUGUAGUGUGAAUGCCAUGUUUAUUUGCGAAACUCUGACAUCUCCUUUUAUAAAUAUCGAUACCACUUAGCAUGUGCUGUGUCUGAAGAAACUCUUGUGUGCUUCGGUUGUUGAAUCUGCACAGCCGUUUAAUGCCAGCCAUACAAGUCCUCAGGGGUUUUAUCCGAUUCCCUUCUCUACCAAGACCCACAAUCUUCAGAAAUUCAACAUGGCAGUAUCCUUUUCCCUAACCUCACUCACCAAAAACUCUCAAUUUUCUCCUUCCAAAUUGAAAAAGCCAACAAAAAUCUUCAAUCUACUCAGAAACCCCUCCAACUUCAACCUAGGGUUCACCUCUUCCAUCUCCAAACCCUCACCUCUCUUCGUCUUCACCAAAUCCUAUUCUCUCCCAAGGUUCGCUAACAAAACCCAGAAGUUUCUCCCCAAAAACCCAAAUCAAAUUCGCUGUCUCUUCACUGGCAUCGUUGAAGAAAUGGGCCAGGUCAAGCAACUGGGUACGGCUGAUCAUGGUGGAUUUGAUAUGACAAUCGGUGCUCAAACUGUCCUCCAGGACGUCCAUCUUGGUGACAGCAUAGCUGUCAACGGUACUUGCCUAACUGUUACUGAGUUUGACAAUCGACUGGGAGAAUUCAAAGUUGGAAUAGCCCCUGAAACCUUGAGAAAAACUUCCUUGAGCGAGCUGGAACCCGGAUCUCUGGUCAAUUUGGAGCGGGCGAUGCUACCCACGACCCGAAUGGGUGGGCAUUUCGUGCAGGGGCAUGUGGAUGGGACAGGGGAGAUAGUGGCAAUGGAUCCAGAGGAAGAUUCGUUGUGGGUGAAAGUGAAGGUGAACAAGGAGUUGCUCAAGUAUGUGGUGCCAAAAGGGUUUAUAGCUGUGGAUGGUACAAGUUUGACUGUAGUGGAUGUGUCUGAUGAGGAGGGAUGUUUCAAUUUCAUGUUGGUUACUUAUACACAGCAGCAUGUGGUGAUUCCUUUGAAGAAAGUGGGGCAGAAGGUGAAUUUGGAAGUGGAUAUUCUUGGGAAGUAUGUGGAGAGGCUGCUUAGUUCUGGUUUUUUGGACUCCAUCAAGUCAAAUUGAUGCACUAUAAAGGUACAAUAAUUUUGUUUGCAAUUUAUUGUACCAUUAUCUUUGUAAUUUUCCUUCCUUUUAUUCCAGACAAUAAUCACAAAUUCUGAAUAAAGAGAAGGAUGGAAUGUUGACUGCUGCUGUUGUUAUAUGGA